Messenger RNA from Sceloporus undulatus (fence lizard), 1830 nucleotides. RefSeq names its product ubiquitin C-terminal hydrolase L5 (gene UCHL5). Gene Ontology annotation, molecular function: cysteine-type deubiquitinase activity; proteasome binding. Gene Ontology annotation, cellular component: cytoplasm; Ino80 complex. NCBI's taxonomy places the organism in Eukaryota, Metazoa, Chordata, Lepidosauria, Squamata, Phrynosomatidae. Gene Ontology annotation, biological process: ubiquitin-dependent protein catabolic process; protein deubiquitination. Bases 117 to 1157 code for a protein of 346 amino acids. The transcript has 12 exons. The record is from RefSeq and is a predicted model, not a curated record.
GAGCGUCCGGCCGCGAGGGCUGUCGGGAAGGCGCGGCGUGCCUACCGCCUGAGUCUGUCUGUGAGCGUCCUUCGGGCAGAGGCUCCUUCUCCUCCUCCUCCUCCUCCUGAGGCGCCAUGGCGGGAGGCGGCGGCAGCGCCGGAGAGUGGUGCCUCAUGGAGAGUGACCCGGGCGUCUUCACGGAGCUCAUCAAGGGCUUCGGUUGUAGAGGUGCUCAGGUAGAGGAAAUAUGGAGUUUGGAACCAGAGAACUUUGAAAAAUUGAGGCCUGUUCAUGGAUUGAUUUUUCUAUUCAAAUGGCAACCAGGAGAAGAACCAGCUGGCUCUGUUGUUCAGGAUUCCAGAUUAGAUACAAUAUUUUUUGCUAAACAGGUAAUAAAUAAUGCUUGUGCAACCCAAGCCAUAGUAAGUGUACUAUUAAACUGUACUCACCAAGAUGUCCAUUUAGGGGAAACGCUGGCUGAAUUUAAAGAAUUCUCUCAAAGCUUUGAUGCAGCGAUGAAGGGCCUGGCAUUAAGUAACUCAGAAGUGAUUCGACAAGUUCACAACAGUUUUGCCAGACAACAAAUGUUUGAGUUUGAUGCAAAGUCAACAGCAAAAGAAGAAGAUGCUUUUCAUUUUGUCAGCUAUGUUCCUGUAAAUGGAAGGUUAUAUGAACUGGAUGGUCUGCGGGAAGGCCCAAUAGAUUUGGGGGUAUGCAAUCAAGAUGAUUGGAUCAGUGCUGUAAGGCCUGUCAUAGAAAAACGAAUACAAAAGUACAGUGAAGGUGAAAUAAGAUUUAACUUGAUGGCAAUUGUAUCUGACAGAAAAAUGAUAUAUGAACAGAAAAUUGUAGAAUUGCAGGCACAGCUUGCUGAGGAAGAGCCCAUGGAUACAGACCAGAGCAGUAAUAUACUAAGUUCUAUUCAGUCAGAAGUUGCAAAGUAUCAGAUGUUAAUUGAAGAAGAAAACCAAAAAUUGAAAAGGUACAAGGGGACUGUGCAACCUGAUCCCUCCACCAAGAUAGAAAACAUUAGAAGAAAACAUAACUACCUGCCAUUUAUAAUGGAAUUACUAAAGACUUUAGCAGAACAUCAGCAAUUAAUCCCACUUGUAGAAAAGUAUGAGAAAGCAUCCAGAAGACUGGAAUUUAUAGAAAUGCUAAAUUCUAAUUUUUGAAUUAGAAUGACAUCCAGCCUACUUCCUGUUUGAAAAAAGAAAAGAAAGACUUCUCCUGGCAUAAAACAGCCUAGGAGGGCAAAACAGUGAAACUACCCCCCAUGGCAUAAUUUCAGAGCAAAUACCGUUUUUCAAAAUGGGAGAGGCACAAAAAUCCCAGGGGCCUACAUGUGACCCACAGGCUGAAGUUUCCGCACGCCUGUCAUAGGGAAGUGUUUAUUUAUAUAUUUAUUCUAUAAAGAGUUUAAAGAGUUUUUGCAUCCUAAGGAGACCCUGUUCCCAAGGUAUCAACUUCUUAUUUCCAGUGUUUGGGGAAAAAGGAGAUAAAGGGAAGGUGUUUCUUUAUCUUCUGUUAGCUGUCCCAUUGGUAUUUCGUAUUUAGCCUGUACUGUAUCCGGGUUCCAUCCAUGAAUGACAGAAGCCAUUCUGUUUGCAGAAGUGCAAUUCUGCUUACAGCUUGUUGUUUAAUAAUUAGCUGAAGUGAUUCAUAGGUAUUGUGAAUGGGUGUGUAACUGCAUCUAAGGGUUUUUGGCAGAUUUGUAAAAUGCAGUGCUUCUAUAUUAAAUGUCAUUAAAAAAAUAGCAAGAAAAUAUUUUAGGUUUUAGGGAAAUGAAAACUGGUCUUAAAAAUGUUGUUACAACAAUGCAGUCUUGUCUUAAUGUCUGCCUUUGUA